AUGGCGUCGUUGUUUAAGCCUCCUCAAUCGGCAAGAUCGAAUCACAGCACACCAAAGCUAAGGCUACCCACGAUACCCACAGAGUUGGAGACCCCCGGAAGCAAUAUUGUAACUCCGCAACAGCAUGAACAAAAACAGAGGGACAGGCUCAGAGCGGAUGUGAGUCCUGUUCCCCCAUCAGCAACUAGUUCGACUACUAAAUCGCCAAUAUCGCUGAAAAGGAGACCUGUGCCGCCGCCAAUCCCGGCAAAGCUGGACGUGGAGGCAAAUCAAACGCAAAAGAGAUCCAAAGUUCCUCCAUCGGUUAUGAACACUGCAAGUUUGGAAAACUCGAUCCGCAAACUCGACAUAAAGACCCCAACUGGCAGCGAGACGCCCAAUGACGAUAUAAUGAGGCCGGAGACACAGCAGGGCAUUUACACAAGACAGGAUUUGAACAACUCCACGGAUUCGUACUUCUCGAACUUCAUAUCCACUUACGAGCAAAAUUCGAGCAGUACCAACACAAGCCCGUUGAAACCGGAGGCACGGACACCAAUAACAGCAGGUACAGAUGAUGUGCCCGUUAGCGAGGAUGUCGAUCAACUGGACAAAGAUAUAUGGCAGUACAGCUUUAUGAAGAACGAGAUUGAGACCCUCGGUAUGUUGGGGGAAGGUGCUGGUGGAUCGGUGGCGAAGUGUAAAUUGAAACACGGUAAGAAUAUAUUUGCGUUGAAGACGAUCAACACUUUGAACACGGAUCCUGAGUUCCAGAAGCAGAUCUUCAGGGAGUUGCAAUUCAACCGGAGUUUCAAGUCGGACUAUAUUGUGCGCUACUACGGGAUGUUCACGGAUGAAUCGAACUCCUCGAUAUUUAUUGCCAUGGAGUACAUGGGUGGGAAGUCCCUCGACGCGAUAUACAAGAACUUGCUGAAAAGGAAUGGGAAAAUUAGCGAGAAAGUGUUGGGGAAAAUAGCAGAGGAUGUAUUGAGGGGUCUAUCAUACCUCCACGAGAAAAAAGUGAUUCAUCGAGACAUCAAACCACAGAAUAUUCUACUUAAUGACCGCGGAGAGGUCAAACUGUGUGAUUUUGGGGUCAGCGGUGAGGCUGUGAACUCGCUGGCCACCACGUUUACAGGCACAUCGUUCUACAUGGCCCCAGAAAGAAUCAAAGGUGAACCUUACAGUGUCACCUGUGACGUAUGGUCCCUCGGGUUGACUAUACUUGAGGUGGCCGAGGGACAUUUCCCCUUUGGUUCAGAAAAGAUCAACAACACCAUCGCACCGAUCGAACUGUUGGUUUAUAUCUUGACGUUUACCCCUGAACUGAAGGACGAGCCCGAAAUUGGGAUCAGUUGGACCUCAUCGUUCAAGUCGUUCAUAGAGUACUGUUUAAAGAAGGAUCCAAGAGAGCGGCCGUCGCCGCGGCAAAUGAUCCAGCAUCCGUGGAUUCAAGGCCAAAUGAAGAAGAAAGUAAACAUGGCUAAGUUUAUCAAGAGAUGUUGGGACAACGAACCGCAAUAG
Huiozyma naganishii CBS 8797 is the source of this 1503-nucleotide messenger RNA. RefSeq names its product mitogen-activated protein kinase kinase MKK1 (gene MKK1). Gene Ontology annotation, biological process: cell integrity MAPK cascade; regulation of fungal-type cell wall organization; protein phosphorylation. The transcript has a single exon. Bases 1 to 1503 code for a protein of 500 amino acids. The record is from RefSeq and is a predicted model, not a curated record. Lineage: Eukaryota; Fungi; Ascomycota; Saccharomycetes; Saccharomycetales; Saccharomycetaceae. Gene Ontology annotation, molecular function: MAP kinase kinase activity; ATP binding.